AUGGGCCUGAAACUGCUGCUCUGCGCCGCGCUGCUCGCCAGCGGCUGCCUGGCCCAGGGCGACACGGACCAGGAGAUGAAAAUCUGGGGCAAGAAGCUGUUCGCCCAGCUGUCGAGCCGGGACGUCGAGGUGCUCAAGGCCAAGCUGAGCGAACCGGAUUUUGAGUUCGGGCCGCGGGCGGUGCACUUCCUACCGUGGCUGAGCAGCAAGGGGCUGCUGAACGAGAUCCCGCAGCCGCUCGCCGACGCCAUGUCGCUGGAGGAUACCAGCGUCCGAAACAAGAGGGUCGAGAUCCUGCUCACCGCUGCUCUGCAAGCGAUGCAGUGGGUCCAAUUCGAGCAGCACCAAUUUCAACCUGCCUUCAGGGAGCGGAUGUUCCCGGACGAGUUGCGCCAAACCUUGCGUCCCUAUAUUGAUCGCUCCCAGCCGGCCGAUCUGGUCGCCUCGACCGCCGACCAGCAGAUGGUCCACCAACAAUCCCUGCUCGGCCAGGAUGGCCUCUUCGACGUGACCAUGAACUUCCUGAAGCAGAAGAAGAUCCCGAUCGUGAUGCCGCCGGGCCUGCGUCAGACGGCGCGCAUCAGGGACAUUAAGCAGCGCAAGCAGGUCAUCGAGCGUCUCAUGGAGAUUGCCGUCACCAGCAUGCUUGGCUGCCCGUCUCAAAAAGUCGUCAAGAAACACUUCCCGAUGGACAGCGACAAGAUUCCGAUGUGUGAGGACGGCCUCCUCGGGCGGAACGGGCUGCCGGAGAGCCAAAGGGUCGUGCUCCAGCGUCUGAACGGGCUCACCGAGCAGCUGCUGCGCAGCGAGGAGCAGGGCGAACGAGGCGUCCAAACACCCGCUCGGAAGGUGGCCUCCACGCUGUUCGAGCUGACGCACGGACGACGCCCGUGGAUGAACCUUGGACCGCAGGACCGUCAGCGCUUCUUCAAGGAGGUCGCCCGGAAGGUCAUCUCCCAGGGCACGGCCCCCGAUCCGACCGACGCAUUGGUGGUCGAGACGCUGAAGCUGGCAUGCCAGCAGGAGCCUGUCCUCCCCUCCAUCCGCUUUGCCUGCAGCAAGCAGGACGAGCUGACCGCGUCGAUGGCGUCGCGUAGCGAUGACCUGCGGCUCAUCAACGGCGUCGGCGAGGAGCUGGCCAGCGCCGUUCAGGAGGGUCGGCUGAAGACGAAGGAUGACGCCAUCGCUCUCGGCCAGCAGCUCGUCCAGCAGUUCUCCCAGCAGGAGGCCGACCUUCGCGGC
Molecule: messenger RNA, 1242 nt
Organism: Mesorhabditis spiculigera
Lineage: Eukaryota; Metazoa; Nematoda; Chromadorea; Rhabditida; Rhabditidae
Source: the annotation of a GenBank genome assembly